CCACCCCGCCACCUCCACCAUCACCUCCUGCACUCAGCUCGCCACCGGCCACCAGCCCAGCCACCUCCGACUGCCUCUCUCUCUCUCUCUCUCUCUCUCUCUCUCUCUCUCUCUUGCCACUCUUGUCUUCUCUUUAGAUAGAGGACAAAGGGAGAGAUCGGCUGAUGAUUAGGUCGGAAGCAAGUCAGAUCUUCCUCCAAAGCCUAGUAAUAUUUAUGUAGGCAAAAAGAGAGAGAGAAAAAGAGAGGGAGAGAGAGGGAGAGGGGGAAAGGGAGAGGAAGAGAGAGAGAAGAAACGGGAGGAGGGGAUAAGGAAAUUAAACCCUUUAAGUCAAUGCAUAUUGUGGUGACACCGGCACAGGAGCCCUCACGGUGGAGUCGGCCCGGGCUGUGCGUUCCCAAAAUAUGACCAGGGGUGCUUGGAUGUGUCGGCAGUAUGACGACGGCUUAAAAAUCUGGUUGGCAGCACCCCGGGAGAACGAGAAACCGUUCAUCGAUUCAGAGAGGGCUCAGAAAUGGCGACUGUCUCUGGCAUCUCUCUUGUUUUUCACAGUCCUGCUCUCUGAUCACUUGUGGUUCUGCGCCGAAGCCAAGCUGACCCGGACCCGGGACAAGGAGCAGCAUCAACAUCAGCAGCAACAGCAUCAGCAGCAGCGGCAGCAGCAACAGCGGCAGCGGCAGCAGCAGCAGCAACAGCAGCGGACGCGGCAGCAGGAGCCCUCCUGGCCCGCGCUCCUGGCGAGCAUGGGGGAGUCCUCGCCCGCUGCCCAGGCACUCAGACUGCUCUCCGCCUCCUCAUCCCCCACCCUACCCCCCUCCCCCGGCGACGGCCGUGGCGGCGGCAAGGGCAGCGGGGGCAAAAACAACCGGAGCAAGGCUCUUUUUCUAGGAAACUCUGCCAAACCCGUGUGGCGCCUGGAGACUUGUUACCCCCAAGGCGCCUCCUCGGGCCAGUGCUUUACGGUGGAGAGCGCGGACGCCGUGUGCGCCAGGAACUGGAGUCAGGGGGUGGCGGCCAGGGGGGAGGAGCAGCAGGUGAGAGGGACACAUCCAACUCCACUCUGGAACUUGUCGGAUUUUUACCUUUCGUUUUGUAAUUCCUACACACUUUUGGAGUUGUUCUCGGGGUUGUCAAGUCCCAACACUUUGAACUGUAGUCUGGAUGUGGUGCUCAAGGAGGGCGGCGAGAUGACCACCUGCAGGCAAUGCAUUGAGGCUUACCAAGACUACGACCACCACGCUCAGGAGAAAUACGAAGAGUUUGAAAGUGUGCUCCAUAAAUAUUUACAAUCGCAGGAGUACUCGGUGAAAUCCUGUCCUGAGGACUGUAAGAUUGUCUACAAAGCCUGGCUGUGUUCCCAGUACUUUGAAGUCUCACAGUUAAGCUGCAGAAAGACAAUUCCUUGCAAGCAAUACUGUUUGGAGGUUCAGACGAGGUGUCCGUUUAUAUUGCCCGACAAUGAUGAAGUCAUCUACGGGGGACUCUCCAGUUUCAUCUGUACAGGGCUCUACGAGACCUUUCUAACCAAUGAUGAACCAGAAUGCUGUGACGUCAGGAGACAGGAGCAAAAAAACAACCCAUCCAAAGGAACGGUGGACAACAGUGGCUCCUGUCACAGGACGUCGCUCACAGUUUCCUCAGCAACAAGACUGUGCAACAGCAGACUCAAACUGUGUGUUCUGGUACUGAUUCUCUUACAUUCAGUGCUCACAGCCUCAGCAGCACAGAACACCACGGCACUGAGCUUCGGAGGCAUCAACACGCUGGAAGAAAGCUCAGCCAAUGAGGAGUAACCGUGGAAGGACAGAGUGUCACCACAAAGUGUCACCAGAGCAGCCCUGGCCCACCACGAAAGCGCAACUGGUCAGAUGUCACAGAGACUGGGUGCUUUUACCCUCCAAUCACUUCUUGCAGGGCCUGUAGGGUAACAUUGAAAAAGAUGGGCCUGAAUCCAAACAAGGACACAAACACAGCUUUUUAUUGACUGAAAGGCUGCCAAGUGACUUCUAUUUCUCACACCAUUUUAUACACUGUGUUUUAAUGUUUGGACGUUUAAUUUGCUUUGGUUUUGGUUUGGGUUGAUUUCGUUUGUUUGUUUUUUGCACUUGUUAAUACAGGAUUUAUUUUGGGGGAUGCUUUCUCAGAGGUAAACUAAGUCUUUUCACUGUCUUUCUCUCUCUAAUAUAUAUAUAUAUAUAUUUCUAGUCAUUGUGUAUGUUCAUCAGAUAGUUCUGUCUCUAUGUCCUGUCAGUUUCUAUUAGAGGAAUGAUUGCUAUGACUUUGUGGUAUAGCAAAAAAAUAAACAAACAAAAAAAUCAUAAAAAA
Myotis davidii is the source of this 2325-nucleotide messenger RNA. RefSeq names its product family with sequence similarity 155 member A (gene NALF1). Gene Ontology annotation, molecular function: stretch-activated, monoatomic cation-selective, calcium channel activity. The transcript is spliced from 3 exons. The record is from RefSeq and is a predicted model, not a curated record. Gene Ontology annotation, biological process: calcium ion import across plasma membrane. Gene Ontology annotation, cellular component: plasma membrane. The coding region runs from base 405 to 1793 and encodes 462 amino acids. Lineage: Eukaryota; Metazoa; Chordata; Mammalia; Chiroptera; Vespertilionidae.